CGGCAGAGAUGAAGCAGAAAUCGAACAACACUCUAUAAGCAUACACAUCGCCUCAGUUUCACAAAAUACAAUUUAAAAAAUGAAAUUCCUUGCCGCAUUGUCUUUGGCUCUUUGCCUUUUCGUCGUUGCGUGUCAUGGCGUGCCGGUGGAGAGGGAAACACUGCUGAGUAUUGAAAAGGCGCAGCCAGUGGCUGUGGUAAGCGCGGAAGGACAGCCUCAACAGCUGCGUCGUGUGGCACGGCAUGGUUUCGGCGGUGGCUUCGGUCCCGGUUUUGGUGGAUAUGGCGGUUACCCAUUUGGUGGAUAUGGUGGCUAUGGCGGUUACCCAAUUGGUGGAUAUGGUGGCUAUGGUGGUUAUCCAAUUGGCGGAUAUGGUGGCUACCCAAUUGGUGGCUUCGGUGGCAGUUCGAGCAGUGCUUAUGCAAGUUCUAGUUCGGGUGGUUACCAAUUCUUUGGUUAAGCCAUUGCAUCUGAUGUGUCAGCGUUCUAAGUGUUAAUUAUGUUAAUGUAUUUUAAUUAAGGUUAGAGAAACAUAAUAUAUUAAAUUUGUAAUAAUAUGUGUGUAAGUACUAAAUAAAGCUGUGAAAAUAUGUUAA
This is a messenger RNA of Bactrocera dorsalis (oriental fruit fly), 596 nucleotides long. RefSeq names its product prisilkin-39. The transcript has a single exon. The record is from RefSeq and is a predicted model, not a curated record. NCBI's taxonomy places the organism in Eukaryota, Metazoa, Arthropoda, Insecta, Diptera, Tephritidae. The coding region runs from base 80 to 460 and encodes 126 amino acids.